Messenger RNA from Rotaria sp. Silwood2, 1161 nucleotides. The record is from the annotation of a GenBank genome assembly. NCBI's taxonomy places the organism in Eukaryota, Metazoa, Rotifera, Eurotatoria, Philodinida, Philodinidae.
AUGUUAUUUAAUUUAGAGUUUUUAAUUAAACUAGUUUUUUUAAAAGCUUUUCGAACUCCGUCAUCAAUACAAUCAACAAAAGCACUUAUUCAACCAUCACAAAUGCAUUCACUAAAACAACCAGCAUUCAAUACAAUCUAUCCUUAUAAUUCAAAUCUAUCAUAUUAUCCACAACAAAAAUAUAUGGAAAGUGUUUAUCGUGAUGAUGAUCUUAGACAAAAUAAUAAAUCCGUUAGAACUUCAUGUUGUUGGCAACCAUUAUGUUUUGGUUUAACACGUUUAACUGGUGGAAUUCUAUUUGGAACAAUGAUAAUACUCAGUGUUGCGGCAAUCGGUGGUCUUAUUAUUUCAAUUAUUUUAUAUGUUCAAGAUCCAAAUACAAAUUCACAAUGGAAAAUGUUAGGUAUAGUUGUCUGUUCUGUAAUGUUAAUGACAAUACUUAUAACAUUAUGUGUAUUUAUUUAUUGCUACAAAUAUGGUCGGAUUGCUAAUAAUGACAAUAAAAAUAGUUUAACAACCCCCGAAUAUAAUCAACAAAAUGAUUUCGGAAACGCAAAUAAUUAUAAUCGAUCGUACGAUAUAUCUUCCCUACCAUAUGGAACGGUUCAAAAUAUUUCACCUUUCUCAAUAAAUGAAGAUGCUGUUCAAGUUGAAGAUAAGCAAACCAACACUAAAACAACAAUGGCUCCUUUACGGCCAAGAGAUUAUCAACGUGGAGUUUGGCCAGCUAAGAAUGUGUAUGGAGGUUUAUCUUAUCGUCCAUUCCAAAAACCAAAAAUGAUUGAUCGUCUUAUACAAACAUUGCCAAAUGAAAUCGAUCAAACAAUACCACAGCAAAAAAACAAUGCAAUCGAUGUUGCAUCAAGAACGAUUAUUCGACUACCAGAAAAUCAUCAUCAAUAUGAUGACGAACAAUAUCCAAGUCGUGUCAUUGAACAAAAACGGCAAUAUGGCGUUGAUGAAAAAAUUAUUGAAAGACCAAGAGGACAAUCAACAGAAGAAUAUGUAGAAUUUGCUGAAUUAACAAAAAACGGUGGAGAACGUAUUGGCAAUGGAAGAAAGAUACGAAGAUUUAAUAAUGUUUCUGUUAAACGUGUGAAAGCAGUUGAAGAACCAGAUGCUGUCCAAGAUGGUUUUAAUACUGAUUAUUUUAAUCAAUAA